Aureobasidium vineae is the source of this 609-nucleotide messenger RNA. The record is from the annotation of a GenBank genome assembly. Lineage: Eukaryota; Fungi; Ascomycota; Dothideomycetes; Dothideales; Saccotheciaceae.
AUGCCUCCCAAGCGCCGAACUCGUGACGACGACGCGUAUGGUUCGGAAGGCAACUCCGACGUCUCUCCAGCUCCUGCAAAGCGCGUCCGAGUCAGCAAGAAACAACUUCAAUUUAACAACAGUAUAGCAGCAUCUGCCCCAGGAUUACACACACUAGAAUCCUUGCUCGCGCUCUCUCACGAUGAACUCGCGAAGCAUGCUCUCGAUCUUCAGAACCAGCUGUCAGCACUUCAACAAGGUGGCAGCGGCAGCUCCGGCGAAGUAUGGAGCGAAGAGAAGAUUGCCGAACGCGCAAAGAAGACGAGAGACGUAUGCGCAGCAGAGAUCAAGAAACAGAUGAAAUGGCAGCCCAGCUGCAAAGGAAGUACAAAGUGGAGUUACACUGGCAUCGUCCCUCAUGAGGAUGUCUUUUACAAGCUCUUCGGAUUCGAGAAGUCCAAAAAGCCAUGGAAGCAAAAGGCAAUCGAUACGGUCGACCUGGAACAAUAUAUUGGUGAUAUCAGUGCUCCUAUCAGGUAUAACACCUUGAACCUCACCGGUAACAGCGUCAAGGUUCAUUGGGAUCAAGAUGAGAAUACCCUUAAGUUGACUGGGACUUAUGGCUUGUAA